GCCACGGAAGGCGGUACUCAAUAUCGCGUACGGCUCGCCAAUGGGUAUAAAUAUUUUUUGAAAAAUUCGUAGGUUCUUCAAAAAUCAUUAACAAAGCGCAAUGCUUCGUCUGUGAAAAAUACGAAAGACGAAAUUUUAAACAAGGCUCUAAAAACAACUUUCGAGUGUGGUGCUUGCUUUAGUUAUCAUAAAAUCCCUCAAGUGAAGCUACUAGUGUAAUCGUACUUUAACUUAAUUUUUAAGAAUUUUUAAAAUAUACAAACAAAGUGCAGUUAGUGCUAGUAUAUGUACCUUAAAUAGAUCUUCAACAACGUUAAAAUAUUGUAAUAAACAAAUGACGGAAAACAACUGAAAAAUCGAAAUAUUUAUAACCAAGUAAAAUCUGCAAUUCAAUUAUUGUGUAAAACAUAAUAAAAUCAAAGUGAAGUGACCCAACAAUGACCAAGUACAAUAGUGGCAGUAGUGAAAUGCCAGCGGCUCACUCCAUCAAGCAGGAGUACAACAAUGUCUAUGGUCAGCAACCACAUUCUGGAUAUGGAUUCAGUGCCUAUGGCCAGCAGAAUCAGAUAUCCCAGCCCGGCCACAAUCCACACCAGACCCUGCAGCAUUUCUUCAGCCGCUUCAAUGCCGUCGGGGAUGCGACUGCGGGAGCUGGUGGAGCCACUUCCAUCUCAGCCAACGGAUCGGGUUCAUCCUGCAACUACAGUCAUGCGAAUCAUCAUCCGGCGGAGCUGGACAAGCCAUUGGGCAUGAAUAUGACACCAUCGCCCAUCUACACCACCGACUACGAUGACGAGAACAGCAGUCUCAGCUCCGAGGAGCACGUCCUGGCGCCGCUCGUCUGCUCCUCCGCCCAAUCCUCCAGGCCGUGUCUCACGUGGGCGUGCAAGGCGUGCAAAAAGAAGAGCGUCACCGUCGACCGUCGGAAAGCGGCCACCAUGAGGGAGCGCCGGCGACUGCGGAAGGUUAACGAGGCCUUUGAGAUCCUCAAGCGACGCACAUCAUCCAAUCCCAACCAGCGCCUGCCGAAGGUCGAGAUAUUGCGCAAUGCCAUCGAGUAUAUCGAGAGCCUGGAGGAUCUGCUACAGGAAUCCAAUCCCACACGCGAUGGCGACAACCUGGCGCCCAGUUUGAGCGGCAAAAGCUGCCAGUCCGAUUAUCUGAGCUCUUAUGCUGGCGCUUAUCUAGAAGAUAAACUCAGUUUCUACAACAAACACAUGGAGAAAUAUGGUCAGUUUACAGACUUUGAAGGCAAUGCCAAUGGCUCCAGUUUGGACUGUCUAAAUCUGAUUGUUCAGAGCAUCAAUAAGAGCACCACGAGUCCCAUUCAACACAAGGCCACGCCCUCCGCUGCAGAUUCCCAGUCGCCGCCCACAUCCGGAGCAAGUGCACCCACUGCGCUGCACGUGAACUUCAAACGGAAAUGCAGCACUUAGCAUUAAGUAUCAAGACCUAAGGCAAUU
Molecule: messenger RNA, 1463 nt
Organism: Drosophila santomea
Lineage: Eukaryota; Metazoa; Arthropoda; Insecta; Diptera; Drosophilidae
Gene: nau
Product: myogenic-determination protein
Exons: 5
Coding region: 438-1436 (332 amino acids)
Biological process (GO): regulation of transcription by RNA polymerase II; muscle organ development; positive regulation of myoblast differentiation
Molecular function (GO): RNA polymerase II cis-regulatory region sequence-specific DNA binding; DNA-binding transcription factor activity, RNA polymerase II-specific; protein dimerization activity
Source: RefSeq, a predicted model, not a curated record